ACAACUGUUACAGUGUAUGGUGGGUGGAGGGGGGAUCAGGAAGACAUUAGGGUGACGGGGGAACCUAUCUCUGUGCUGAGUCACUGCCUCGCUGAGAGCCCGUUGUGACAUACACGACUUGGAUUAGCGGGUCGGGUCGCCAUGACGCUCCCAGCCUCCUAAAAUAGAGAGGGAAAGGAUACUCAAGACACAGAAACAACCAGCUGCUGCCUCAUACAGAGACCAGGGCUGAUAAACAACUGAGCGAAUCCUGAGAAAGACACACAGAAAGAGAUAAAGCAACCGUAUCACACCGAAGAGACAGAGAGGCUGUCAAAACAGAGACAGAGAGAGACACCACAGGGAGUCCCUCCUGUGUCACAGUAGUGAUCAACAGAGUGAUACAAAAGGAUUCACAAGAGAGACUGAGAGAGUCACCACAGGGAGCCCCUCCUGCGUCACAGUAGUGAUCAACAGAGUGAUACAAAGAGAUUCACAAGAGAGACAGAGAGUCGCCACAGGGAGUCCCUCCUGUGUCACAGCAGUGAUCAACAGAGUGAUACAAAGAGAUUCACAAGAAAGACAGAGAGUCACCACAGGGAGCCCCUCCUGCAUCACAGUAGUGACCAACAGAGUGAUACAAAGAGAUUCACAAGAGAGACAGAGAGAGUCACUACUGGGGAAUACAGACUCAUCACUCAGAGCCAGAGAGCCAGGCAUGGCCCGGAUCACUGCAGAAGUAGAGAUGCCGCGUCAGUUCCCCAAGAUCUCGCUGAGCGAGGUGGAUGAGUCGGUGCGUCUGCUGGCAGAGAAGGUGUACGCCUCGGUGCUGAAGGAGGAGGACACCAAGGAUGCCCUGUCCAUGUACACCGUGCCUGAGGACUGCCCCAUCGGCCUGCACCAGGACCGGGAGAUGGAGAUGCUCAAGGAGAUUGCCGAGCAGUACUCUGAGGAAAGCACCAAGAGGAAGAAGAGUUUUAAGAUGAAGCGUUCCCAGUUGGUAUCUCAGCAGUUCCCCAGUUCCCUCAACAUCAAUCCAGAGUGGGCUAUGUCUGUAGUCACUCCUGUGCUCUUCCCUGGCGCACCUGUCUGCCCCAGUAUCCCAGAGAACUCCCCAGAGUUCCAGAGGGUCACCAUCAGUGGAGAUUAUUGUGCAGGGAUAACAGUGGAGGACUAUGAGCAGGCAGCCAAGACACUGAUGAAGGCCCUGUUCAUCAGGGAGAAGUACUCCAGGCUGGCCUACCAUCGCUUCCCCAGGACCACCGCUCAGUUCCUUCGCAGUGCUGAGAACCAGAAGUGGAACGUGGAGGAUGAGAUCUUGCCAGAUAUGUGCCCCUGCCCUCGUGAGGGGGAGGACCCGUACACUACGGAGGGCAUCCCUGACGACCUGAACUACUCUCUACAGAUGAAGGACGGCAUAGUGUACGUGUACGACGAUGCAGAGGCCCUGAAGCAGCAGCAGCCCCACAGCCUGCCCUACCCCGACUUGGAGACAUUCGCCAUUGACCUGAGUCAUGUCCUCGCCAUGAUCGUAGACGGGCCCACGAAAACCUACUGCUACAGACGACUGAACUUCGUGGCCUCCAAGUUCUAUCUGCACGAGAUGCUGAAUGAAAUGGCUGAGCUGAAGGAGCUGAAAGGUGUGCCUCACAGAGACUUCUAUAACGUCAGGAAGGUAGACACUCACAUCCACGCAGCCGCUUGCAUGAACCAGAAGCACCUGCUGAAGUUCAUCCAGACCACCUACAAGACCGAGGCAGACCGCGUGGUGCUGGAGAAGGGGGGGCAGAUGAUCACCUUGAAACAGGUGUUUGACACCCUGGCCAUGGACCCCUAUGACCUCACUGUGGACUCCCUGGACGUACACGCUGGAAGGCAAACAUUCCACCGCUUUGACAAGUUCAACUCCAAGUACAACCCUGUCGGAGCCAGCGAACUCCGAGAGAUUUACCUGAAAACAGACAACUACAUCAAAGGGGAAUACUUUGCACGCAUCAUCAAGGAAGUGGCUCAUGAGCUGGAGGAGAGUAAGUACCAGCACGCAGAGCCCCGUAUGUCCAUCUACGGCCGCUCCCCUGAUGAGUGGGAGAGCCUGGCCUCAUGGUUCAUCCAGCACAAGGUUCACUCCCCCAACAUGCGCUGGAUCAUCCAAGUGCCCAGGAUCUAUGACAUUUUCAGGUCGAAGAAUAUAAUACAGAACUUCGCCAAGCUGCUGGAGAAUAUUUUCCUCCCACUGUUCGAGGCUACAGUCAAUCCACAAAAGAACAAGGAGAUACACGUUUUCUUGAAAUACGUGACCGGGUUCGACAGCGUGGAUGAUGAGUCCAAGCACAGUGACCACAUGUUCUCCUACAAGAGCCCCAAACCUGAGGAGUGGACCUCAGGUGAAAACCCCCCCUACAGUUAUUACCUCUUCCACAUGUACGCCAACAUCAUGGUCCUCAACAACCUGAGGAAGGAACGAGGCCUCAACACCUUCCAGUUCCGGCCCCACUGUGGCGAGGCCGGCUCUAUCACCCACCUGGUCUCUGCCUUCCUCACGGCCGACAACAUCUCCCACGGUCUCAACCUGAAGAAGAGCCCUGUGCUGCAGUACCUGUACUACCUGGCCCAGGUCCCCAUCGCCAUGUCUCCUCUAAGCAACAACAGCCUGUUCCUGGAGUACUCCAAGAACCCUCUCAAGGAGUUCCUCCAGAAGGGCCUGUGUGUGUCCCUGUCCACCGACGACCCCAUGCAGUUCCACUACACCAAGGAGGCCUUGAUGGAGGAAUAUGCCAUCGCGGCCCAGCUAUGGAAGCUAAGCACCUGUGACACAUGUGAAAUCGCCAGGAACAGUGUGCUGCAGAGUGGUCUGUCUCAUCAGGAAAAGAAGCACUUCCUGGGGGCCAACUACCUGCAGGACGGGCCCGACGGGAAUGACAUUAGACGGACCAAUGUGGCUCAGAUCCGCAUGGCCUACCGCCACGAGACCCUGUGCAAUGAGCUCAGCUUCCUGGUGGAGGCUGUGAAGACAGAGGCCGGCGGCACACAGGUCGAGUGACCACAGCACAGAGAGACCCUUUUCACACUACCGAGCCAGGCGGAGCUGUACUGCGCUUGCCUGGUUACACAUUUACCACACAGUAGCUGCUGGGACAGUGUUGGAAAGGUCAAUGUUAAAAGUAUCUGUGCCAGCACAGUAUGGUUUGGGUCGUGACAGUAGUGUUGAAAAGGGUUAGAGUGACCUCUGGUCUCUCUCCACUUCAGCUCUAGACCACAGCCAAAUCCUGUACUGCUACCGCGCUACGGUAAUACUGAGAGAAUAAGACACCGAGCUAAAUGAACGAGACUGUACCAUGUAAGCCGCACCAAAUCAAGCCAACAGCACCGCAUUAGGCAAAUCAACAUUACCCUAUUGAUUCUUGUUUUCUUUGGUCUGCAUGCCUUUUUCCCAUAUGGCGUUUGAUAAAGUAGAACUUCAUCCCUACCACGAAAACCCUGUUUGUAGUUGAACAUAGGAUCCAGAGGGACACUGCUUAUGCACUACCAUAGUUCUCGUGUCCUGUUCAAGAAAUACUACCAACUGUGCCAACACAGGAGCUCUCAACGCCAGAUUAAAAGCCAAAUCCGAGAGCACACCGGUCGUUGUGUCAUUGUGGCCUUUCUAUUUGAAAUACAGUACAUAGUGGUAGGAGGGAUAUUAUUAUGUCAGGUAAAAAGGACUCGCAUCUAAAGGAUAGCCAUACAUUUUGAUGCAUUGUUUGAGGUCUGUAUCCCUGUUGUAACUGUGUCUGAGGUUGGUGUUGUUGUUUUUUUAUUAUACAAAGUUUGUGAAGAGAGGUUUGCUACGGAGUCCCUACCACCAUUUUGAAUGCUCCUCCGAGGUGCUCAUUAUAUCACUGCUGUAGAGAUGGUCCACAGAAAUCAUUUCAAAAAGGUUAACUAGUAUCAUGUGCCGAAUAUUACAAAUUUGGGAGACUUUCACCCUUGUCUCAAUGCAGCAUAAAAUGUCACUCAACUGUAUUGUACAUGAUGCGAUAGAGGGAAUGUAUGUUUUUAUAUGACAAUAAAGAGUUACUUACAAUA
Molecule: messenger RNA, 4044 nt
Organism: Oncorhynchus kisutch (coho salmon)
Lineage: Eukaryota; Metazoa; Chordata; Actinopteri; Salmoniformes; Salmonidae
Product: AMP deaminase 3-like
Exons: 15
Coding region: 698-3019 (773 amino acids)
Biological process (GO): AMP metabolic process; IMP salvage
Cellular component (GO): cytosol
Molecular function (GO): AMP deaminase activity
Source: RefSeq, a predicted model, not a curated record